GUUAAUGAGCAAGGUGUUCUCUCCAUAUUAACGCAAUCUAGGAGGUAGGCAAAUUAUUUUGUAAUAGAUGCUUUAACAUCUACAUCAUGUUGAGACUGCUAAAAGCACUCUCUCAUAAACCAACUCUCCUGUUUUCAAAUUCCUUGAUCAAUACAAAGAAGUCAUCAAUACAUUUCAUAUGGUAUAAAAAAUUCAAUAAAAACGACCAUCCGUUGAGAAAUUUAAAAACAACUUAAACCACCUAUACCGAACAUCAAAAGAAUUUUGAAAAAUGUAUACUUAAAUAUAUUUUCAUUAUUAAUCCAUAAAUAGAGAAUCCAGGAAAUGAACAACAAGACCACAAUCAAUCCACCUCUCUUCUUUUGAAGAGUCGAUAAGAGUCUUAUCAAUAAGACUUGUCAAAUAAGUAAUCAACUUCAAUUUAAUAAGUGCAGCCACAGCCACAAAAAAAAGAAAUACAAUAUGAUAUUGAGAUUGGGAAAGCAUUGCUAAAAAAAUACCUUAAUUAUCUGAUCCUCUCUUUAAAAUUAAAAUAAUUGACUUGAUUGUUUCUAACAGGAUCUAUUGUGACGAUGACUAUGCAUUCCUUGUAUGCCUUAUUUCAAGUGUGAAUAAUGCAGAAUAAUCCAAAUCAUACUAAUAGUGAG
Molecule: messenger RNA, 647 nt
Organism: Paramecium sonneborni
Lineage: Eukaryota; Ciliophora; Oligohymenophorea; Peniculida; Parameciidae
Source: the annotation of a GenBank genome assembly